UCUCGUCCAACUGACCAGUCCGCGAACUGACAUUGCGUCGCGCACACGCUCCCCGUCGCUCCGAGAGAAAACUUUAGAAAUCGGGAAAAUGUUUAAACUCGUUUGUGUUUCAAUCGUAACGAUAUGUCUGCAGCUCACGAGCGGAGGCGUUAUGAAGCCUGAUGACUCCAUCAAAUACCCUGGGCCUAUUAAGAAUAGGAACGGUAUCCCGGAUGAAUGCAAGGACCAGAACUUCUGCACAAUAAAGCCGGCGGACUACCCUCAAGAACAGUUUGACCAGAUGUUCAAGGGAUCAAGGUUUGGCAAGCUCCCCAACCUGGUGCUGAACGACACAGUCGAGUUCCCCAACAGGCAGGGAGGGCCGGGCGACGAGGAUGACUGCAGGACCACUGUCACGUACGAGCCUUUAUACAAGGUGCGCACUAAACGCGGAGACUGGCGAACCGUCGUGCAGGCAGAGCAAGAAAACUACGUGCAGAAAGUGCGUUUGGAGACGUGCUUAAAGCCUCAAAGCAAAUGCUUCACCCGUUUCGGAGAGAUCCCCGGCAUCGAGACGUACUGUCGCCAGAACUACAACGACUGGGAGAUAGUCGUGUCCGACGGCAAAGGAGGCACGGAGACAGUCACCACCAGCCUUCCAGUAUGCUGCUCUUGCCACUACCGGUCCAUCGACCUGGCUUCGCGGUUCGGACCUAAAGAAACGAGAGCUCUGAUAGGAGGGUGAACAGUUUCUUUUAAUUAUUGACUUAUGUAGCAAGGACAAUAUAUACCGGGACUGACAAAGCUCAUACUAAAAAGUGUACCCCUGAAAUGUAUUAUUUAACAGCGCCAUCUAGUUUUAUCUUUUGGAUAAAACUAGAUGGCGCUGUUUCGCAGCUUGGAAUAGGCAAAAAUCAUACUUCCCCCAAAUAUUUUUGCGUGUUUUUUUUUGUAUGGAUAGGUAGACGUUUGACCACGACAAACAAAAAAACAAAUGACAUAUUUCUUUAUUUUAAUGUCAUGAUAUCACGUCAAAAAAAAAG
This is a messenger RNA of Leguminivora glycinivorella, 1022 nucleotides long. RefSeq lists its product as uncharacterized. Gene Ontology annotation, molecular function: Toll binding; growth factor activity. Gene Ontology annotation, biological process: innate immune response; central nervous system formation; regulation of Toll signaling pathway. Lineage: Eukaryota; Metazoa; Arthropoda; Insecta; Lepidoptera; Tortricidae. Gene Ontology annotation, cellular component: extracellular region. The record is from RefSeq and is a predicted model, not a curated record. The coding region runs from base 89 to 724 and encodes 211 amino acids. The transcript has 6 exons.